Messenger RNA from Oryza brachyantha (malo sina), 1164 nucleotides. RefSeq lists its product as uncharacterized. Gene Ontology annotation, molecular function: nucleic acid binding; zinc ion binding. The transcript has 2 exons. The coding region runs from base 118 to 831 and encodes 237 amino acids. NCBI's taxonomy places the organism in Eukaryota, Viridiplantae, Streptophyta, Magnoliopsida, Poales, Poaceae. The record is from RefSeq and is a predicted model, not a curated record.
ACUAGUGUGGAAUGGAGGAAUUGGAGCACUACCAACUCGUUGGUGGUAGCGUGGUUGUUAACCUCACUUAUCCCUGCGAUUGCUACAACUGUUGAGACCAUUUUCAGUGCAAGUGAGAUGUGGAAAACUCUUACUAAUCUAUACUCAGGAGAAGGAAAUGUGAUGUUAAUGGUGGAGACACAGGAGAAGAUAAGUGCUUUGAGACAGGGGGAGCGUUCUGUUGCAGAAUAUGUUGCAGAAUUGAAGCAUUUGUGGUCUGAAUUGGAUCAUUAUGAUCCUCUUGAGUUAGAGCACCCCAGUUGUAUAGCAAAAAUGAGAAAAUGGAUUGAGCGCAGAAGGGUCUUUGAGUUUCUGAAGGGCUUAAAUUCAGAGUUUGAAGGGAGAAGGGACUCAAUGUUUCAUCAAGCCACUCUUCCUACCUUGGAUGAGGCUAUUGCAGCUAUGGCACAAGAGGAACUUAAAAGGAAAGUAUUACCUAAUGUCACACCAUCUCCCUCAAAUCCCACAUAUGUAGUUGAACAAAAUAAAGAGACCAGGGAGUGCUUCAAUUGUGGUGGAAUGGGGCACCUCAUGCGUGAUUGCCGUGCUCCACGCAAGCCUAAUUAUGGGAGAGGAAGGUUUAAUGACAGGGGUGGAGUAAGAGGUGGAAGAGGUUAUAUAGGUAGAUGUAACAGAGGCAGAAACUAUGAGUAUAGAGGUGAUCACAAAGCUAGAGUGGCCACUCUUCAAGAGGGUUCUUCUGGGACUACAAAUAUGGAUGUUGCCAACUUUGUUCAUUCCACCUCAGGAGAGGCAAACAGGGAAGAAACUUGGGAUUGGCGUCAGGCGUGAUGGACUUUGGUAUCUGGAUCGAAAGGAGAACAGUGAAGAUGUAUGUCUUACAUUGAUGGCCACCACAAGUGAGGAAGAGGCUAAGGUAUUACUUUUGCAUUGUCAACUAGGGCAUAUAUCUUUUGAAACUAUGAGCAAGAUGUUCCCAAUAGAACUAAGUAAAGUGGAUAAACGUAAGCUAGUAUGUGAUGCAUGUGAGUAUGGGAAACAUACAAGAACAUCAUAUGUCAGUAGGGGACUCCGAAGUAUAUUGCCUUUUAUGUUGAUUCACUCAGAUGUAUGGACCUCGCCAAUAGUCUCUGUGAGUGGAAUGAAGUAUUUUGUUACCUUUAU